Molecule: messenger RNA, 1642 nt
Organism: Bursaphelenchus okinawaensis
Lineage: Eukaryota; Metazoa; Nematoda; Chromadorea; Rhabditida; Aphelenchoididae
Source: the annotation of a GenBank genome assembly
AUGACCGAAGCUGUUGAUCUUAGCGGAGUAAGUUGUAGUUUUAAUUGUUUAGUGUUUAGAAUUGGUAAAGGACGUCUAUAGAGUAUUAUACGGCUUCUUGUGACUAAAAACUGCUUUUACGACCUUACGAUGUAAAUAUUAUUUUGAAUAAUUAACUUGUCCUUUCUUUCUCUGUUCUACUGAAUUUAUAUAGUUUUGUUAUAAUUAUUGGUGCAAGCGAUAGUAAACUUUUAUUCUAAGGAUGGAGGAGUAUUAAAGACAAUUUUGAAAGAAGGAACCGCAGGAAAGAAGCCAUCUCCAGGAGAUACCGUCUAUGUUCAUUAUACAGGUACUUUGGUAACUGGUGAGAAAUUCGAUUCUUCCAAAGACCGGAAUGAACCUUUCCACUUUUCUUUGGCCAAGUCUCAGGUAAUCAAAGCAUGGGACAUUGGAAUUGCCACUAUGAACAUCGGGGAAGUUGCCGUCUUUGAAUGUCGAUCUGAUUAUGCUUAUGGAGACAGUGGAUCUCCUCCAAAGAUACCUGGAAAAGCGACCUUGAAGUUCGAAGUUGAAUUGAUCAAGUUUGAAGGGGAAGAUAUUUCUCCAGACCGUGAUGGAACUAUUAUCAAGAGUGUUAUCGCUGAAGGAGAACGUUACAACUAUCCCAGCGAGUUUGCUCCUGUAACAAGUAAGUAAUUAUGAUAAAUUUGGGGUGAAGUAAAACCACAUGAUACGUGUUUUUUAUGAUUUUCAAUAAUAUUUAAUAUGUCUUUUCACUUUACGUUUGAAUGGUAAGACGUUAAUGAUUUAUUUUUCAGUUCACGCUGUUGGAAACUACCAAGGCACGGUGUUCUACGACAAAACUGUCACAUACGAACUCGGGGAAGCUUCGGAAGUCGGCCUUCCAGAAGGUGUUGACCGUGCUCUUCGUCGUAUUGCCAAGGGCGAGAAGUGUCGCAUCGUUUUGAAAGGAAAUCGAUUCACGUAUGGCUCCAAAUCUCCAGAAGGCUUCGAAUUCCCCAUCAACGCUGAAUUAGAAUUCACAAUCUUCUUGACCGACUUCGAAAAGGUCAAAGCCAGCUGGGAGAUGACUGAUGAGGAAAAAGUAGAGCAUAGUCGAGUCCUUAAGGACAAGGGUACCAAGUUCUUGAAACUGGACAAACUUCAUCUUGCCUUGAACAAAUACGAAGCCAUCGUCACGAUUCUGGAGCAUGUGAACCCAACCGAAGAUAAGCUGAAAGAAGACUUGGAAGCUGUUCUGAUCGCCGCUUGUUUGAACUGUGCCUUGGUCAAUGUAAAACAAAACUUGACCGCCGAAGCCAUAAAAUACUGCGACAAAGUGCUGGCGAAGAACCCCGAUCACGUCAAGGCACUGUACCGUAAAGCUCAAGCUCUACAACAAAGAACCGAACUGGAAGAAGCCAUGAAGAUCUACAACCGAGUGAUUGAACUUGAACCCGAGAACAAAGCCGCAGCCCAACAGAUAUUGGUCUGCAAGAAGCUGGUCAACGAGAUCAUCCAGAAGGAAAAAAAGAAGUACUCCGGACUGUUUGACAAGCUGUCCAAGAUGGAAGAAGCCGAGAAGAGCAACAGAAUCGAUGAUGCUGAUGCAGGCGAAGGAACCAGUGAUCAACCUCAACAAGUAGAAGUCGAAGCCAACUAA